Messenger RNA from Onychostoma macrolepis, 5407 nucleotides. RefSeq names its product ring finger protein 111 (gene rnf111). The transcript has 15 exons. Gene Ontology annotation, biological process: ubiquitin-dependent protein catabolic process; positive regulation of DNA-templated transcription; positive regulation of transforming growth factor beta receptor signaling pathway. Lineage: Eukaryota; Metazoa; Chordata; Actinopteri; Cypriniformes; Cyprinidae. Gene Ontology annotation, cellular component: cytoplasm; nucleus. Gene Ontology annotation, molecular function: ubiquitin protein ligase activity; SUMO polymer binding; SMAD binding. The record is from RefSeq and is a predicted model, not a curated record. Bases 737 to 3841 code for a protein of 1034 amino acids.
CUGCCACUAGAGAGCAUGAGGCGACCAACUAACUCACAGCAGUCAAAGCUCACAAACCGCACUAAAAUGUAUAUAGAUUCACAAGUGUUCAGCGAUUAUGAUAAUUCAUGGAUUAUUCACGAUAAUCAACUUCAACGAGCCUUUAGUUAAUGUUAUGCUCCUCGAGAGUCGUCAAGGAUGCGAGAAUGUCGUAAAAUGUCGAAACUCUCCCUCGCUCGCGCGCAGCAGCGGCGCUGUUCUCACACUCUCACACACACAUAGCAGCGCUCUAAUGGACGCCGCGGAUCGGCAGGAAUGGGGACUCGCACCCGAGGGCAAACGGGGAGGAAAUCUAGCCACAUUUGACCGUUAAAUAAAAUGUCCUCUCCGUACGUUUAACUCGCCGCGACGUUUAACGUGUGAUAUUGUAACUCGCGCGCGUAUCCUCAUAUAUAUAAAGCGGAAUCGUCGAAACAUCCGUCAGUUAGCGGGGAGGCUAAAGCGCUGGGCCUCUCUUCUCUCCCUCCCUCUCGGGUUUGUGUGACUGUCAGUUUCACACAAGCCUCCGCUGACGUUCACUCGCUUCCCCAAUACUUUUUUUACUUCUGUCGACGAACAUUGUACCCUGGAAAGGGGGUUAAGUCCAAGAGGGAUAGUUUUCUGACGUGUAUAGAGUUGUAGGAUUGCUGGAUCUCCAAUGGAACCGUAGGAUUCAGUGUAUUGAGCCUCAGUGGCACUUUGUUGUGGGUUAGUCGCAAUGAAGAGUGAGAUUCCGUCUGAUGCACGACGUAAGCAGGAGCCCCUGAAGGGGCCUCUGUCUAACCCCGAACCCAUGGAGACUGCUAAGAGCUUCCCCGCUGAGAUGGAGGUGAUUGGCAAGGCAGGAAGUGAUUUCUCUUCUCCGCUAUGUCCCGAGACCAGACACCGGCCUUCAAGGGAUGCCGGAGGUCGCAGAGACUGUGAAAGAGGCUUGUCGGGACGCAAAAAGCGCAAGAGCCAGCAGCCUGGGCCAUCGUAUUGUUCUCUGAAGGAAGCGCCAGUGAGUGAGGCAGCCCUCACUCCGCCCCACCACAGGCCCAUGCUGCUAGAGACACAUAGUGAAGACGAGAGGAACCCAGAGUCCUCGUUGAGUGACUGUGCCUCUUCGCCCUCCUCCAGCCUUCGGUUUGGUGACUCGGACACUCUUAGCUCAGAGGAGGAUGGCAGGCCGAUGACAGUUAGACAGCAGCAGCUCAAGGCUCCCGGUUCAGCCUCCACCGGGAGUGCAGGAGGAGGUACGGGCACGGCUGUAGGCAUGCGGCCGCUAGUCGCCCGGACUCGUGCCAGCAGGUCGCACAAGUGGGCACGGCUUGAGCCGGAAAGCAAUCAUGUGAAACGUCCGUGUCUCAGCUCACGCAGGCCAUUGCACAGGAAGCGUUUUGUGAAGGGCGGGACAGGAGGCGGGGCUCAGCGGACUCCAAAGCAGAAGGAGCGAUUACUGCUGCAGAGGAAGAAGCGAGAGGUGAUCGCACGAAAGAAGUACGCCCUCCUGCACAGUACCAGCAGCUCCAGUGAGGAGCUGACCUCUGACUCCUCCUCCCCUUCCUCCACUGAGGCAGAGGAUGAGCUGUAUGUAGAUGUUAGCAGCAGUAGCAGCCAAGCCAGCACUGCCGCUGUGGCCUCAGGUGUCCUGGAUGAGGACGUGGUUGUGAUCGAAGCGACUCCUGCACCUGCAGUACCUGCCAGUGAGGAGAUCAACGUCACCUCCACGGACAGUGAAGUGGAGAUUGUAACCGUUGGAGAUGCCUUCAGGCCACGCUCGGUGGGAAGCCAUGGCAGGAUGCACUGGGGACCCAGCUGUUCCCAGAGCCGAGCUCAGGAGGGACGUGGCCGUCAUCGCCUGUCCACCGUCAUCCAGCCACUUAGACAGAGUGCUGGAGAGGUCGUGGACCUCACUGUGGAUGAGGACGAUCUCUCAGUCGUGCCAACCACUUCUGACAGCACACGCCCACAGCCGGUCAGUUCUUCUUCCUCUUCCCAUAAUGCCUGUACCUCAGAAUCGCCACAGGAGGGUCCUGGUCCCUCCAGUAGCUGCUCAGCGGCCGCCCCUGAUAGCACACUGGCUGCUCAGAGACACGGUGGAGUGCCAGGACACAGCACCACCAACACAACUGCCAACGAAGAUGACAGCAGAAGAAGCUUGUCUGGUGAGAAUGGAGGUGUGGCGAUGCCCAGGUUACCCUCUUGUUGCCCCCAGCACUCUCCUUGCAGCGGGCCAUCUUCAGGGCACCUCUCCAUGGGGCACACCCACUCAGGGUGCAUGCAGGCUGGGACGACACAGCAGUCUGGCCCCCAGCAGUCUGGCUCCCAGCACUCCCAUGGUCACCCGCACCAUUUCCACCAUCACCACCACACCACCCCGGUCCCUUCUACCUUAGCCUUCCCAGAGUCCAGCUGCCCUCUGGAGAGGCCCACUGCCAUGCCUGCGCCCUGUGGAGGGGUGAGCAGCAGUAACCAGUACCAUGACCAGCAGACUCUGCCGGUGGAUCUCAGUAGCAGUGCAGUGCGUAGCAGUGGAUCCAGCAGCACAGGGUUCCACGGCACAUCGGCCUUUGAUCCCUGCUGUCCAGGUUCCGCCUCCCGGCCUCCUGCUUACGUUUCCCAGGCUGCACCUGGACCCAGCCAGCAGACUGUGGCCGACUCAUUCAGCUCAGCCAUAGUGGCCCAGCCUCAGCCCCAACCUCCUCAGCUCUCUUCCUGCAGGCACUACAUGCAUCCCCCCUACGGCCCUCUUCCGCGCCCCCUGCACCACCAGUCCUCCUCUUCCUGUCCUCACUCCCACGGCAAUGCUCCUCCCCCUCAACAGCCUCCUCCACAGGGUGACUAUGUCAUCCCACAUCCCGUCCUCCCCUUCCACACCCCACUGCCUUCUCACGCCCCGGGCCACUCGGUGCCCCCAGCUCCUCCACCCUCCCUGCCUUCCCACCAUCUACCAGGCUCCAGUGCCCCUCUGCCGCAGCAUCUUCCCCCUGAGCACCAGGCGCUGCAACACCACCUGCCCGUACUUGGCCCAAACCCUGUCCAGAGGCUCCACCAGCAUGACAUACUGCAGAGAAUGGAGGUUCAGAGACGCAGAAUGAUGCAGCACCCGACGCGAGCACACGAGAGACCCCCGCCGCAUCCCCAUAGAAUGCACCCUAACUACGGUCACGGACAUCACAUUCAUGUCCCUCAAACUAUGUCAUCGCAUCCUCGGCAGGCUGACCAGAGGACCACAUGGGAGCUGGGCAUCGAGGCUGGUGUUACUGUAGCUCCUUACCCUUCAGGACACCUGCACCCGCAUCUGCCUCACUAUCACCCUCCACCCAGACUGCACCAUUUUCCCAUCCAGCUGAUGCACACUGGCUCAAUGCCUGAAGUGACAUAUCCACAUAUUCGCUACAUCUCCUCCAGAAUGACCUUUGGCCGCACAUAUGAGGAUCUGCUGCAUUUAGAAGAGCGACUGGGGACUGUGAACCGAGGGGCCUCUCAGGGAACCAUAGAGAGGUGCACCUAUCCACACAAAUACAAAAAGAAGGUGGUGGAGAGAGACACUGAGGAACAGUUAGCACCUGAAGCAUGGGCAUCUGUUGGGAAAAAUAUGCACUCAACCUCAAACUCGAGAAAGCUGCAUGGUAAGCAAGAGGAAGAGGAAGGUGCGGAGGAAGACACGGAGGAGAAAUGCACCAUCUGUCUGUCUAUACUGGAAGAAGGGGAGGAUGUCAGGCGCCUUCCAUGUAUGCACCUCUUCCAUCAACUGUGUGUAGACCAAUGGCUCCUCACUAACAAGAAAUGCCCCAUCUGCAGAGUGGACAUCGAGGCUCAGUUAUCUCCAGAGAGUUGAUGCUAUUUUUCUUGCAACCCUUUUGUUGGACAUUUAUCUGUUGUUUUCCUUUUCAUUUUUGUCAGUAACGCAUUCAACCAAAGAUGGCAUGAAAUACCUGCGCAACUAUGGGAAAAAACAAAAACAACAAUCCACAAAAAAAACAAAACAUCGAGCCUAGCGUGCCAGCUAUCAUGUAGUACCAGUACAGCUAGAAAUAACAUCUUCAUUAAGGGUUUUGAAUUGUAUUGUAUUUAUAAAGGGUUUAUGUAGCUUUUGUUUUCAUAAGUGUCAUUGUAUUUUAUUUUUGCAUGGUUCCUUGCAAUGCAUUUCUUUGCACAUAUAAUGAAAUAGGCCUCAUAAGGCCUGAGAACUUGCAGGCGAGGAUUGCUGCUCUAGUAAAGAAGCAUUUUUACAUACCUGAUGCCUUGCUUUACUGGAAUAGAAUGUCAACCUCCAUUUUAAAACAUUGCAGGACUCAAUUUAUUGAUCAGUAUAUUGAUUAGUUUUAUGUUAUAGACAAUGUGAUCUGAAAUAGAUUUUUUUUUAAGUGAAUCAAGACAUUCCUUAAUUAGGAAACAAGAUCAUGGUUAAGAGAUCAGCUGCUGUAACAGUGUUCACCCUCACACCAGUUCACUCUCAACACGGGAACCUGGGCUGGAGUCCGUUCCAUUUCACUUCGGCUCAUUACCAGUGCUAACUCAGUUCGGGAAGUUCAUUUAGAAAAGCAUAUGGAAAUGCUUCUUGUCCGUUUAAUUUUACAUUUUUAUGCAUUCGAUCCUGAACUGAUGGAAUUGAAAUGAAUUCAGCUCCAGUCCUGAUGAGAAGCAACUGCACACUUCACCUCCUGGAACGUUCACACGGUUGUGUUCCAUCAGUCCCCUCUCAGCACCUCAAUCUGACGUCACAUGUAACGCACUUCACCUAAUGUAUUUUCAAAGAGAAGAGAAAGAAAAAAAUGAAUGUCACCUCUCUGUAUUCUGAUUGUUUCUUUUUCUAGUAUAAUGAAGUUGGAUUUUUGAUCGAGCAAUUGAGAAAGUGUAAUUCCUCAGACCAGCUCCAUAUGUCGCCUUGGUUCUGUGAGGAUGACGGGCCUGAAGAAACAGCUGGGAAACAGAGUAUUUAUUGUUUCAUCAGGGUCUCCUAGCCUUCUUCAUUUAUCUCUCUCAAUAACCUAGAAAGUGACUCUUGUUAGCUUAUUAUUCCUUGUCAGAUAUUGUCAUUAACACAUUUGUUCUGCAACUGUGCAGCAAACUGUUCCCACCCCCUCUUUUUUUUUUUUUUUUUUCUUUUGCUGCUGUGAAAUCCUAACACUAAUAUUAGUCUCAACUAGCUAACUUGCAUAUACUUGCACAUGAGAGACAAAAGACAGGAGUGCUGUGAGAAUGAGAGUGUGCUGAGGCCGUGUAUUUCCACUCUGAUUGCCGAAUUUUGAGGAAAAACUGUAAUAAUUUUGAAUGGAGUGUUGGAAUGCAGUACUUAAUGGCAGGCGUCCAUGCAUUCAUAGACUUAAUGGCCCCAGGAUGAUAUUCCAUGGGAUUUAUAUUAGUUUUAAAAUAAUGAAAUUAAUAAAGUUAGGUAACUCUU